AUGGGUAGUAUGUAAUUACUCAAACCAAACCUAUAGCCUAGCUUGAGAAUCGAAUAUAUGAAGGGACCACGUUUCACGUCUGCAGUCAGAGAGAAAGAGGAACAGGAAAGGGGGAAGAUAUGACCAAGUUGAAUCCAAGAUGAUCAGAACAUACUGCGGUCAUCUUUCAAUCCAACUCUGAAGUAUCUUCUUUUUUUUUUGGAUUUGACUGGCGUUCGGGAGAAUACGGUCAAUCUUCAAUGGAAGUCACCAUUUUCCAAUUUACAAAGCAGGCAAAGGGCAAACGAUGAAGGGUUAAUUCCCAAUUUUUUUCCUUGUUUCAUUCAAAGACAUCAAUGGAAAACUAACACCGAUUUAUAGAAGGUACACCAUCAUUGGGUAAAAGACACAACAAAUCUCACACUUUAUGUAACAGAUGUGGCCGUCGUUCAUUCCACGUGCAAAAGAAGACAUGUUCAUCAUGCGGUUACCCAGCUGCUAAAAUGAGAUCACACAACUGGGCUUUGAAGGCAAAGAGAAGAAGAACUACUGGUACUGGUAGAAUGGCCUACUUGAAACACGUAGCCAGAAGAUUCAAGAACAACUUCCAAACUGGUGUUGCUAAGCCACAAACUCCAACUGAAGCUUAA
Lodderomyces beijingensis is the source of this 629-nucleotide messenger RNA. The record is from the annotation of a GenBank genome assembly. NCBI's taxonomy places the organism in Eukaryota, Fungi, Ascomycota, Pichiomycetes, Serinales, Debaryomycetaceae.